UCAAAACGUAAUCCAUAACCUCCAGUUGAAAAAGAUAAGAUUUUAUUUUAUUAGAGUUUCCUCUCUUGACCGUUUCUUGAACUCAUAGUUUCUGCAGGAAAUUGAUUCUCUGAUAUCUGCCAUGGAAAUUGUGACUACCACUGGAGGUGCUAUUCUCACUUCUGUGUUUACGGCGUUAUUUGAUCAGUUGGCUUCCCAGGACUUGCUUAAGUAUGCCCGCGAAGGAAAAGUCCUGAAUGAACUCAACAAAUGGAAGGACAUUUUGGAGGAAAUUUAUGUGGUGCUUGACGAUGCAGAGGAGCAGCAGAUGACGAACCAACUAGUGAAGCUAUGGGCAAACAAGCUCAGGGACUUGGCUUACGACGUGGAGGACAUUCUUGAUGAGUUUGACUUCGAGGCUCGAAGACGCAAGUUGGAAGCUGGUGCAAGUAAGGUACGAAAAUUCAUUCCUGCUUCUUGUGUUGGGUUGAAGUUCAAUGCUAAGAUGAUUUCCAAGAUAGCGAAAAUUACUACCCGAUUAGAAGAGAUCAGGUCACAGAAAAAUCGGCUGGAUCUGAGAGUUAUUGCUGGUGAUAGGAGCAGUAGAGUACGGGAAAGAAGACCAACAACCUCUGUGGUGAAUAAAGAAGAGGUCUUUGGGAGGGAGGAAGAUAAGAAGGCGAUACUUGAAUGUUUGAAUGAUGAAUCAAGUGAUGCAGGAGUCUCCGUUAUUUCCAUAAUUGGGAUGGGAGGUCUUGGCAAGACAACUCUAGCUCAGCUUGUCUUUAAUGAAGCCAAAAUGAACUUUGAUUUAGCGGCUUGGGUCUUAGUUGGUGAUGAUUUUGACGUUUUCAGAAUUACCCAAACAAUUUUCCAUUGGUUUGGUGGACAUUAUGAUGGCAAAGAUUUGAAUUUUCUUCAAGUAAAAUUGAAGGAAAUGCUGUUGGAGGAGAAAUUUUUGAUCGUCCUAGAUGACGUUUGGAAUGAGAAGUAUGGAGAUUGGAAUCUCUUCCGUGGUCCUUUCGAGUAUGGGGCAAAAGGAAGUAGAAUUAUUGUCACAACUCGUAAUGAACGUGUUUCGCAGAUGAUGAGUUUUGUUCAAUCUUAUCCUCUUAAGCAGUUGUCAUAUGAUGAUUGUCUGUCUAUCUUUGCCCAACAUGCUUUGGGAGCAAAAAAUUUUGAUGAGCGCUUGGAUCUGCAAGCAAUCGGUGAAAAAAUUGUCAAAAGAUGUAAAGGGUUGCCUUUGGCAGCUCAAGCGAUUGGAGGUGUUCUACGAGGUGAAGGAAAUCAUACUAUGUGGGAGAAAGUGUUGGGUAGUGAUAUUUGGGAAGACAAAACUGACAUUAUUCCGGCAUUGAGGUUGAGCUACCAUCACCUUCCUUCGCAUUUGAAAAGAUGCUUUGCGUACUGUGCUAUUUUUCCAAAAGAUUAUGAAUUCGACGAGAAUGAGCUGGUUGGACAAUGGAUGGCAGAGGGAUUUCUGCAACAACAGAAGGGUCGUGAAUGUUUCCAUGAUUUAUUGUUAAGAUCCUUUUUUCAACAGUCUGGUAGCAAUAAAUCACGGUACGUAAUGCAUGACUUAAUUAAUGACCUAGCUCAAUCUGUUAGCGGAGAGGAAUGUUUUAAUUUGGAUGAUAAGUCGAAGGGCACAAAGUCCUAUUCAAAAGUUCGCCAUUCUGCAUUCACUUGUUAUUCACGUGAUAUCUUCCAAAGGUUUGAAAUUUUCUACCAAAUGAAUAGUUUACGAACAUUCUUAGCACUACCAAAACCUCUAUGGCCGUAUAACUAUUUAGCUAAUGAUGUGGUGCAUGAUUUGGUACCUAUAUUGAAACGUUUAAGGGUGCUAUCACUAUCUGGUUAUCAGUUUGAAGAGCUGCCGGGUUCAGUUGGUGACUUGAAACAUUUACGAUAUCUUGACUUGUCUUACACUUCUAUCAAAAGAUUACCUGAAUCACUGGGUAAUCUUUGGAACUUACAGACAUUGAAGUUACAAGAGUGUCACAAACUCAGUGAGUUGCCUGCAGGCAUUGGAAAUUUGAUCAACUUGAUGCACAUUUAUCUUAGUGGUACAAGUUGUUUGCAAGAGAUGCCACGGGAGAUGGCCAAUUUGACAAAUCUAAAAACAUUGUCUAAGUUUAUUGUGGGAGAAGGCAAUGGACUUGGAAUAAGAGAUUUGAUGAAAUUUCCUAAUCUAGAAGGGCAGCUUCAAAUUGAGGGGCUACACAAUGUGGUAAACAUUCAAGAUGCAAAGCUCGCAGAUCUAAAGAAGAAGGAGGGUCUUGAUGAAUUGGCAAUGGGAUGGACUGAGAACUUGCAUGAUGUACGAAGUGAUGAGGAUCAACUACUGGUACUCAGCUUUCUACAACCUCAUCAAAAGCUGGGAAAGCUUUCAGUUAAAUUUUAUGGUGGCAAGAAAUUCCCAUCAUGGAUAGGAGAUCCCUCAUUCACAAACAUGGUAGAUGUAGAGCUCUGCAAUUGCCGAAAUAUAAUGGCACUACCACCAAUGGGGGGAUUACCCAAGCUUAGAAAGCUGAGAAUAGAAGGCAUGGGUGGAUUGAAAGAAGUGGGUGUUGAGUUUUAUGGGGACAAUUCUUCUUCUUUACAGCCUUUUUCAUCUCUGGAGACUCUUGAAAUUGAGAAUAUGUUGGAGUUGAAGCACUGGGCUUGUUCUAAUGGUCGUAAUGAAGAGGCUGCUGGAAAUUUUCCAAAACUUAAUGAACUGACAAUAAUUAAUUGUCCUAAGUUACAUGGAAAACUGCCUAGCUGUCUUCCUUCACUCAAGAAACUGAAUGUUGAAGAAUGCCGAGAGAUGAUUCUCAGAAGCGUGUCUGAUCUAACAUCCCUCACAACCUUAGAAAUUAAGAGAAUUUCUGGCCUUGCAAGUUUAGAUGAAAUGGUUACACAGGCCUUGGUGGCACUUGAAGAUCUGGUGAUUGAUGAUUGCGGUGAACUGAUGUACUUAUGGCAUGGUUUGACUAAUUUGGACAAGCUCUCUUGUCUGAGCAAUUUGCGGAUCAGAGACUGUAGAAAGCUCGUGUCAUUGGUAACAAGAGAGGAAGGGCUUUUGCCUUAUAAUCUUGAAGUUUUGAGCUUAAGCAAUUGUGUUGAAUUAGAGAAUCUGCCAUAUAGGCUGCACAGCCUCACAUCUCUCAGAAAUUUGAGCAUCAUUUUUUGUCCAAAACUUGUGUCAUUUCCAGCUGCAGGUUUACCCUGUAGUCUUAAAAGUCUCCAUAUUCAAUUUUGUGAUUCUGUGGAGUCCGUGCCGGAGAGGAUUAUGCAAGUCAGUAAUACUGGCAAUGAGAUAACUUAUUUCGAGAAUUUGAGUUUCAGGAGAUGUCCGUCUCUUACAUCCCUUCCAGUUGGUGAAUUUCCUCAUUCAGUUAAGAGUAUUGAAUUUUGCUAUUGGACAACACAAUUAUUGGAGUCGCUUGAUGAUGGGUUCUCUCACCUCACUACAUUAGUAAUAUUCGGCUCUCCCAAGUUAGAGUCUUUCCCAGAAAGUGGAUUGGCCAUCCCCAAUCUUCGCUCUUUUUCCAUUGCAUAUUGUGAGAAUUUGAAGUCACUACCUAAUCAGAUGCAAAAUCUGAAAUCUCUUGUAUCUCUAGAGAUGGUGAAUUGUGGAGGAUUGGUGUCGUUUCCAAAAGAGGGUUUGCCCCCAAACCUAAUCAAUCUUGUAAUUUGUGAAUGCAAGAAUCUGACACAGCCAGUGUCAGAGUGGAGACUUGAAAGACUCUCCUCACUUAUAGAUUUAACAAUCAUAGGUACAAGUCCUAGUACAGAUAUGGUUUCCUUUCCAGAUGAAGAGGGAAAACUGCUUCCCUCUUCCCUCACCAGUCUUUCAGUCCAACGUCUUGAGAAUCUGAAAUCCAUAUCCAGGGGUCUUCACAACCUCACCUCACUUGAAAGAUUAUGGAUAUGGGAUUGCCCUAAACUCCGAUCCUUGCCAAAAGAGGGCCUUCUUGCCACACUUGGAUUAUUGUGUAUCACAGGGUGCCCUCUUCUGCAGAAACGUUGCACAAAAAAGAAAGGAAAGUAUUGGCCCUUUAUUGCUAAUAUUCCCUAUCUUGACGUCUCUUAAAUAAAAAUCCAGAUAGGAUUCUGCCUCAAGAAACAAAGACGGUAUGAUGAAGGACGAAGGCACUCCACAAAUGAGGUCAUAUUUGGGAGGCCUGAAGAACUAAUGAACUAUGCAUGUCACCUUUUGGUUUCAGCAAAAAGGGAAUUUGGAUUGAGCUUAGAGUUGAUGUAAACAGUUAAGAACCAAUCCAUCUAGAGUUCAACCGUUAUUGAUUUGCUUAUGUUUAGAGGAUUCAAGUAUUCUCUCAACAAAUAGAAUUAUGAAAUGGUUCCAUCACUUCCUUUAACAGGGGAACCUGCCUGAAUCAUCCUGGUCUGGGUAUCAGAGCUUAAAAGAAUGGAAAGGAUUUCAGGAUAGUCUGAGCUUGAAAAAUGCAGAAAAUGAGGCCAGCUCCCAGCUGCUGGGACACCUCUCAUGAGAACUUAAAGAACUUAGAUUUUGCCCAAUUAUUUUUCAAUUCAUGGGGCCACUGACAAAUGAGGUUUACAUCCAGUCUGACAGAAUUACUCUACUUUUUGCAAAAUGUCCAUGUUCAUAAUAGUUGAACUGUUGAGAAGAUUUACUAAUUAUGCUCGACUGUACAUAAGCUUAAUAUGCCUAAUUUACUAUAUAUGUGAUAUCUGAACUUCCUCAACUUAUUGUGAGUGUAUGGUUCAAAGAGAAACUAUCAUGCAUCCAUUACACGGGAAAAUGAAAGUUUUCCCCCCUUACAAUC
This is a messenger RNA of Hevea brasiliensis (rubber tree), 4772 nucleotides long. RefSeq names its product putative disease resistance RPP13-like protein 1. Gene Ontology annotation, biological process: defense response to other organism. The transcript has 3 exons. Gene Ontology annotation, molecular function: protein binding; ADP binding. The record is from RefSeq and is a predicted model, not a curated record. The coding region runs from base 122 to 4057 and encodes 1311 amino acids. Lineage: Eukaryota; Viridiplantae; Streptophyta; Magnoliopsida; Malpighiales; Euphorbiaceae.